CAUUCUUUUGCCCGAUAUGGUCACCGUCUUGAUGGACUCCGUUUAUAGCGACCACCUUACAUCCGACAUUCUUGAAGAAUUUAUCGCGUUAGCCAAAAAAAGACCCGCGUUCUUUGCAUCUGAAUUCCACACCUUGGUGCUAUCAAUGCUUGAGAUAAUCAGCAAAGACCUUUUGAAACCCAAGACGAGGCAACUAACCGUAGAGUUCUUGGUGGUAAUGGCGGAGGAUAAAACUGAGGGUUGUGGGAUGAUUCAGAAUCUGAACAGUGAAGUAAUUGAAGAGAUUCUCACACAGCUCCUCAUAUGGCUGGUGGCUCUUAACGAUGACAAAUCGUGGGGACUGGUAGAUGAUGAUGACAGAGAAACUGGGAAACACAUUUUAUCCCGUUAUGCAGAGGAAGCUUGGAGAAGACUGGCAAUUGCUCUCAGGGGAGAAAUAAUUCUGGGCAAUCCUCCUGAUUUGCUUCCAGAUUACUUUAAAAAUGAUAACUGGAAAAAGAGAUAUGCUGCUGUUACUUCCCUUGGCCUAAUCACCUCUGGUUGCUCAAAGAUGUUAAUACAAUACUUGGAAGUUUCUAUGGAGAAAAUAAUGAAACUAGUUACUGAUCUUAACCCUCGAGUGCGCUGGGCAGCUAUCCAUACCAUUGGCGAAUUCUCAAAAUACUUAUGUCCCGAUUUGCAACGACAAUAUCAUCAUCAGAUCAUUCCUGCUUUAUUACAUUCCAUUGGUGAUAUCAGCCACCCCAGACUGCAGACACAUGGAGCAACAGCAUUGGUGCUUUUCACCCGGAAUUGCAGAUCAGAGAUCUUGAAACCUUACAUGAAAGAAAUAAUAAGCAAACUGCUUAUACUCUUGGAGCAAAGAGAGCCAAUAAUGUUGACAGAAGCAGCUUUGGCAGCCUUAGGCACAUUAGCUGAAUCAACCAUGGAUGAGUUUCGACCGUUCUAUGGCAUUGUAAUGCGCUACCUGAAAGUUACAGUAGUAACUGCAAAAGCGGAUUCUGAUUACUUCCUUGUAGCCUACUCCCUCAAGUGCAUUGUUUUGAUUGGGGUGGGAGUGGGGAAAGAUAUGUUCUAUGCUGAUCUCGAAGAUGUUGUUAAAGAUCUCUACUUGUUACAAGAAUCUAACUCGGGAAAAGAUGGCACAGUGAGGCGUUAUUUGCUAAAGGCGUGGUAUGGAAUCUGCCGAUGUUUAGGGAUGGACUUUCUUCCUUACCUGAGUGUUUCCAUGCCUCAGCUGAUUCAGUCUGCUAAACGGACCGAUUACCUGACAGAUGAUGAUGAUAAGAAAAGAAGUAUUAUCUUGAAGGAGAAGUCAUUGGCUUGUGAUACAUUAGGCUGGUUUGCUGUUCAUAUCACAGGAGGACUGCAUUUGUGGAUUAAGGAGGUUGUAGAUGCUGUUCUUCCACUUGUCAAUUUUAAACUCGAUGAACGAGUUAGAACAGCUGCAGCAGUAGCUAUGCCAUUAUUGUUGCAAUCAGUUGCUUUUGCUAUGGAAAACCGGCUUCCUAUUCCAGAUUUUCCUGAUACUCCGAUUAUUCCCAUAUCUAAAGCCAUAAUCUCAGGUUUGCUUGAAGCCUUACAGGAGCCAAACAUAAAGUUUCGAGUGAUAGUAUUGGAGGCAUUGAAUCAAUGCAUUCAGAUUCCUUACACUUGUAUAAGUAAACAAAUUGCAACACUAUUUGUCAAAGGCAUAUCGAAAGUCGUUCUGGCAUGCUUAAACAGGAAAGUAGUAAGAGAAUUGAGACUAAAAAGUAGCAAAAACUUGAGGACAGCAGAACUGCUGGAUGAGGAAGUUCAGGAUGAGGAUAAUAUUUACAAACAAGUUCAGAUUUGCUUGGGAACUCUGUUAGAAAGGCUCGAGGCCUCAUUCUUGCCGUUCUUGGAUGAGCUAUUGCCCGUUGUAGAUCUUGUUUGGAGAAACGAUAAAGCAUGGAAAGAAAGAAACGUUGCGUUGAGUGUUUUUCAAGACAUUGCAGAGACCUGCGGAGAAGAAACUUUCAGACACUUUGACAUGUGCAUUCCAUUCCUGCUCAAAACCUUAAAGAGCCGCAAGGCUACAAAUCCGGUCCUUGAAGAGAUAGCUUCGUGUGCAAUUAGUAUCUGUGCGGAGUUUGGUGGAGAAGUGUUUAAGCAGCAUCUCCAAGAUGCACUCCUUAGUCUAGAAGCUAUAAUUUAUCAGCCUGGUAAAUUACCCACAGAAACCAUGAUGGCCAAAGAAGCUGCUGUUUCUACUUAUGGGAAACUCUGUUUCUUACUUACUGAAGAAAGUAGCAUAUACAAGCAUAUAGAGCUUUGGCUACUGCAUUUGCCAUUAAGGUUUAAUUUGGAUGAAGCCAAAGCUGCUCACAGUCUGCUUUGUUCCAUGAUUGACGAGCCAGACACUAAGGUUACUGGUCCUAAUGAUGCUUACAUUCCCAGAAUCAUUGUAGUUUUGGCUGAGGUUGUGUGGGUUGGGACAAAUUUAGCAACACCAGAUAUCCAGGAGAAGAUGAUUCAACAGCUGAGGAUGUUGAGUGGGAAGAUACCACAGUCUAAGUUGAUGGAGAUAACUGAAAAAUUACCUCCAUAUGUGCAGAACAUGUUUCAUGCCAUCUUGUCAUCAUGAUACAUAGGAUUCUUGUAUACUUGUAUGGAUCAUGGAUGUGUAGCAGACAAAACACUUGCCUAGUAUACACAUGAUAAACACUUAGAUCAAAUCACUCAAUUUUGCCCUUUUCUUUUC
Molecule: messenger RNA, 2725 nt
Organism: Ipomoea nil (Japanese morning glory)
Lineage: Eukaryota; Viridiplantae; Streptophyta; Magnoliopsida; Solanales; Convolvulaceae
Product: importin-5-like
Exons: 16
Coding region: 17-2608 (863 amino acids)
Biological process (GO): protein import into nucleus
Cellular component (GO): nucleus; cytoplasm
Molecular function (GO): nuclear import signal receptor activity
Source: RefSeq, a predicted model, not a curated record